AUGCCUGACGGACAAUUCGUGACGGCGUCCUUCGCUGAAAACACAGAGCUCUUCUGGGCUCUCCGUGGUGGCGGCGGCAGCACUUUUGGCGUCGUCACUUCUGUCACCGUCAAGGCUUUCCCUACCACUCCAGUCACCUCGUCGACCUUCACUUGGACCACCGGCGCUAACCUUACCCACGAAACCUUUUGGGCUGGAUUCCGCGCCUAUCUAGACCUGUUUAUCGAACAUUCCGACGCCGGAAUCUACUCAUACUUCUUUAUUCUCCCAUCCGACGGGGAGUUUACCUUUUUGAUGCAGCCAUUCUUCGCACCCAACAAGACCGUGGCUGAGACUGAGGUUCUCCUCUCACCCUGGUUCAAGCGACUUCAUGAACUAGGUAUCCAGUUCACCCCAAAGACCCGGUAUUUUAACACGUUCUACGAGGCCUGGAACGCUUCCUUCCCGCUGGAGGUGGUUGAAAAGACCCAUGUCGCGACAGGAUCCCGUCUGUUCCCCCGUGCCAAUUGGGAAGAUGAGUCUAAGCUGAACGAAACCUUUUCCGCCAUACGCGCUUCCUCAGAGGCCGGUCUCACCUUCAUCUCCUUUAACAUGGCCCCGACUCUCGCCCGCGGCGGUAACCCAGACAACGCCGUCAACCCUGCCUGGCGCGAGGCUGUCAUGCACGCGUUGUCCAGCGUCAACUGGAGCGACGACUCGCCGGUAUCCGAGAUCAAACAGGUCCGUCACAGCUUUACGCACAAGUAUAUGCAGCGGUGGCGCGAUGUGAGCCCGGGAGCAGGGUCGUACCUGGGCGAGAGCGAUCGCAUGGAACCAAAUUUCCAGCAGUCCUUUUACGGGGACCGUUAUGAUCGCCUAUUGCAGUUGAAGCGAAGGGUGGAUCCCUAUGAUGUGUUCUGGGCUGCUACGGCCGUGGGUAGUGACCGGUGGACGAUCAAGACGGCGGAUGGCUUACCAACGGAGAAUGGGAAAUUGUGCCGGACUUAG
This is a messenger RNA of Aspergillus melleus, 987 nucleotides long. RefSeq lists its product as uncharacterized. The record is from RefSeq and is a predicted model, not a curated record. Lineage: Eukaryota; Fungi; Ascomycota; Eurotiomycetes; Eurotiales; Aspergillaceae. Gene Ontology annotation, molecular function: flavin adenine dinucleotide binding; oxidoreductase activity. The transcript has a single exon. Bases 1 to 987 code for a protein of 328 amino acids.